GGAAGUGACGCCGCGGCUACUUCUCGCGAGGCUUCGAACCGGAACUUUCCCUGAGAGCGCCGGGUUGCGGGGACUUGCUCAGGUCGAACGUCAUCAAACUGCGUCCUACCCGGAAGAGACGUGGCAACAGCAGACUCAGCCUCAAUAGGAGCCUUGAAGCACCAUGGGGCUGUGUAAAUGCCCCAAAAGGAAAGUUACCAACCUUUUCUGUUUUGAGCACCGGGUGAAUGUCUGUGAGAGCUGCCUCGUCGCAAACCAUUCCAAGUGCAUUGUUCAGUCCUAUCUCCAGUGGCUUCAGGACAGUGAUUACAACCCCAACUGUCGUCUUUGCAACACUCUCCUGUCCACCAAAGAUACUGCCCGUCUUGUGUGUUAUGAUCUGUUUCACUGGUCAUGUCUCAAUGAGAUGGCAAACCAGCUCCCAAAGAACACGGCCCCAGCUGGCUACCAGUGUCCCAGCUGCAAGGGUCCGAUCUUCCCCCCAGCCAACCUGGUCAGUCCGGUGGCCUCAGUGCUGCGAGAGAAACUGUCGACUGUGAACUGGGCUCGGGCCGGGCUUGGGCUGCCACUGAUUGAUGAGUCUGAUAUCAUACAAGAGACAGAGUCGCCUGAUACCACAGAUUACACUGACUGGUCUAGCUUCUCUGCAACUGCAGGCCCCAACUCAGAGGAGACCAUCCAGCAGAGUGCCCUGUCGACCUAUUCCUACAGCGCUCCGCCCGGCCUCUCUUCCCCACAGCAGCAGCAGGGCGUGAACAAUGGGGGCGUGAAGGAGGAGCAUUCAGUCAUCGACAUGGGGAAUGCUAGCAAUGAAACCAUCACCAUCAAUGCAGCAGCCUCUACACCACGGAAGGUCUACGACACCCGGGAGGGUGGGGGCGGCAGCAGGGCAUCCGGCACCCAAAUCGACUGUGAUGAGGACAAGUACCGCCGGCGGCCAACGCUCAGUUGGUUCGCGCAGCUUCUGAAGAAUCGCUCUGGGUCCAAGAAGCGGCAGCCAAGAUCCCUGAUGCAGCGGUUUGUCAUCAUCCUCCUGAUUGGCGGCAUCGGCUUCCUAACCCUGAUCAUCAUCAUGUCAAAGCUGGGCCGGGCCUCGGCUGACAAUGACCCCAACCUGGACCCCAUGUUCAACCCCCACAUCCGGGUGGGCCAGGAAUGAACUAAGCUGGUGGCUCCUCCCUGGGCACCAAGAAUGGCCUGCCAAGGCAGGGAUGCUGGGGACUGGCAGCUGCAAGUGGGGCUCUGGGGGGAGUACAAGGGGAAGCCCCCAGCCAGGACACUGCUGGGUCAGCUCAGCUAAGAGUCAAAACAUGAAACUGAUGGGGGCAGGGGGGUGUGAAGUGACUUUGGCCUCUUUUAAAAAUGAGACUCAAAUAAAUCUCUAGGUGGGGUGGGCAGAGCAGGAUUUGGAGGAAAGGGGAGACUUGUACAGCUAUGGAUUGGGGCCCCCGAGAUGGGCUGGAAUGAACCCUCUGGUCGCUAAGUGCUCCAGCUGAGAAUCAGCCACUGUAGCUGUUCAGCUUUGGAAUGGGCCAGGCAAGAGGAAAGUGUCUGGUGAUUGGGGAGGGCUUGUGCUGCUAGUGCGAGUACGUCCAAGGACUCGGGCAAGUGAGAGGCAGCACAGGAAUGGAAGCCUGGACUCCUGGGUUCCGUUGCCAGCCCACAAGGAUUUAUUGGUCAGAGCAGGGAGAUGGGGAGCCAGAAUUCCUGAGUUCUGUUCCCACUGCGACCCUGUUGUUCAAUCUCAGGUGAGUCACUUCCCUGCCCCAUGCCUCGGUUUCUCCAUUCUGUAACUAGCAGUGCUGCUGGUGGUGUGUGUGCAGGGAAAUUGGGCAUUUCCAUUCCUGCCUGCAGAAGAGCUGGGUGGUAGCAGCACUGAAGGGCAAAUGUCCCGCACUGUCUUGGAAGCAUGAACUUCUUGGCAUUACAAGCCCUGCCCCCCGUGAAACUGGCAUCUGGCUCCUUAAACCCUGGGCUUGAAUGCCCUUCCCCUAGGAGCCUCUUAACUGUCCAUCACUUGGAGCCUGCCAACCCAGUCUGUCUCAGUGGGUGAGAAUGCAGGUGUUUGAAAGGGUUCAGGGCUCUUUUGUUCCCCUUUCCCAUUCUCCAAUCCUAGGCAGCCUCUGCUUCCUCAGAGGUGCCUUGUCAAACCCAUCCCAUAUUUGAUGGACCCAUUCCUGUAGCCUCAAAGCGCUGCAGAGCUCUCUGAUUCUAAGCCCAUCUGCUACGUUAACCGCCUUGUGCUUUAUUCACCCUUGUCCCCAAAACCUCUUUGCCCCAAGGAGAGAGGUGUAAUUAUUUUCCUGGUCUCAUCUAGAUGGGAGACAGCGGAUCUGUUUGACACAGCCAGCUGCUGGGACUUUGGGGGGAGGACUGUUCCAACAGAAACCUCCUUUCCUGCCAGGGGAUGGGGCAGGAUUGCAGCCCCACCCACAGACCCCACAUAAAACUGCCCUUCUGCUUUGCUGGGAACGGGAGUGGUACAGAAUCUUCUAUCAUCCCCCUGCUCCCACACAUCCUUUGGGGAUUCAAAUGGAGUGGGCACUGGAUCCCAACCCUCUCCCUGACACACACACACACACACAUGUUUUAGUUUUGCAAUUGCGGCUCAAACCAAAUGACAGUAACCAGCCCCUUGUCGCAUCCUCAUUUGCCCUCCCCUCCUACUGAGCUAUAUGGGGAGGUAUAACUUACUUUCAUCUAUUCUAAUUUUUCACAUCAGUAACUACCUGGGCCUUAACUUUGCCAGAAUUCGAUGGGCAAAUACUGAGAUCCACCCCUCUAUGUCCAGCGUUAUUUGCAGGGAUGAGAUGUCGUUAACCCCCGCCCCUAACAUCAUCUCCGUUGAGGGGACCCUUCGCUUCCCAUCUCAGAAUACCAGGGGAAAGGGAAGGAGUUGGCUGGGCCUCUUGGGUGUGAUUAUUUUACUAAUGAGAAUGGGGUGGGGUUGGUGUCCCCCUGCGUCCCAUGGGGGCGGGGGGGUGUGAUUCCAAAGUUGGUCCCUCCCAUCUCUGUACAGAGCUGUCACCAUCGGUGCUUUGGGCUGUCCCCUACUGGAAAGGGGCGCGUGUGUGUGUGAAAUAUUGACCUGUUCUGGAGUUUAGGGAGGGGAUGGGACAUGGUGGUCAGCACUGGAGUUUAAAGAUUGGGGGGUGGGAGAGGAAGAGAUUUCCUGGCUUGUGGAUUUUCAGAGCUCUGGUGGGGAUGGGGUUUCAUGCUUUGAAUACAGUUGCUUUCCUUCUGUUUAUUGAAAUGGUUGAUAGGAGACAGUUCUUCCUGCAGGGUGUGAAAUGCAUGGGGUGGCCGCAGUGACCAAAGAGAGCACACACCACGCCGCCCCCCCCACCCCGCCCAAAAACGGACCAUUGCCUCUAACCAUGCUGCUUUCCUGCGUUCAGUUCUUUGACUGGGCCUUAAUCCAGAUCUGCUGUUUUGCAACCUCCCAAGCUCCCACCCUUUUCUGCUAAUGGCUCUGCUAGCCCUGGGGUAGGGGAGGUGGCUUGGGACCUAGGCUGGAAGGCAGUAGAGGAGAAAUAUCACCUUCCUCACAAGCCACUGCCAGUGGAAAGGAGAUCUGUGAACAUAAGUCCUGUGGCUUCCACCAGUGGGUGGGGGCUGUUUGUGGUGGGGGAUGAAGAGGCUGGAAUCUGAACCUCUUCCCCUCCCUUGUGUUGGUUCCAGCAUGAGCCAGAGGGUUGGAUCGGGCCCAUGCCCGUUAGCAUGACCCUGUAGUCAGGGUGUUGGGAUAGGGGUUGUGAUGGGCCACUGCUAUGGAACAGAGGAGCCCUCUAGCCAUCAAAUGCUCCCACUGAGGGCUGGCCACCUGAGUUGUUGAAUGUCCAUUGGGUGUGUUGGGGGAAAGAUCCUGGCUGUAAUGACUGCCUUGCUCUCACUUCCCAGGAAGGUGACAUGACUAAUGAAUGACACCGUCUCUAACACUACAGCAAUAUCCUGUAUUGUUAUUAAACCUGAUUUUGGCUACAGCCUGAGCAGUGUGUUACUGCCCCCUUCCCUCCCCGCUUCCCAAGUCCGACAGAUCUGGGGAUGAAUGCUGCGUGUGCAUCUCUCUCCAGGGCUGCUUUGGACAAGGCCGGGCGGGCGCUCAGUACAACUCCUCCCUGUAUUCAAUAGUCAGGUAGUCCAGGCAGAAGCGGCCCACGAAGAGGGCGAAGUUCAUCGCUAGAAGGGAUAGAGCCAGAACCCUGGUCAAGGGGAUGGGAAAGGAGUUCACAGCUUCCCUUUGCAACUGGACCGGAGGGGCAGCUACACAGCUGGAGUUCUCCCCAGAAUAACUGAGUGACCACACAUUCACCCUCACACACACGGGUCCCCCGGGUGUGCCCCUGUGUGGCUCUGAGUCAUGCUCAGAAACCUGAGCUGGAGAGCCUAAAUCCCAGCUGCCAUACCCGAUGCAAGCUGGCUUUGG
This is a messenger RNA of Mauremys reevesii (Reeves's turtle), 4426 nucleotides long. It is a transcript of the gene ZFPL1, whose product is annotated as zinc finger protein like 1. NCBI's taxonomy places the organism in Eukaryota, Metazoa, Chordata, Testudines, Geoemydidae. The record is from RefSeq and is a predicted model, not a curated record. The coding region runs from base 164 to 1159 and encodes 331 amino acids. Gene Ontology annotation, cellular component: Golgi apparatus. The transcript is spliced from 8 exons.